GUCAAUUGUUAGGUAAUACGAAUAAUACGUUUAAUAUAAUAGAUUUGCAAUAUAUUUAUCGCAAAAAUGUUUAUCUUGAGAAGGUUUUACGUUGCACCAAAACAUAAUUUUUUUAUUAAAAAAACAGAUUUGCGUAAAUGCAAUCAUGGAAAUUGUAACGAUAUAACCACAAAGACAUCUGAGUCUUGCGGCACAUCGUUUGAAAUACUCGAGGGCAAAAUGGAAUGCAACGUGAUUAAUGGCAUGCAUUUAAUUUCCGAAUAUAAAAGAGAAUCGUUCGUUACCACCAUUGGAUGUCUUCUGCCAGCAGGCACAAUGUUUGAAAAAUCCCAUGAACGCGGUAGCGCAUUAUUUUUGGAGCACUUGUUAUUUCAAAGAGGAACGCAAAAAAGUCCGCUACAAAUCGAACAAGAAUUGCAGGAAAUAGGCGGUACUGUAACAGCUAAUGCAAUGCGAGAUAUGUUUGUAUUUUAUGGAACAGUACCUUCUCAUAAUGCCGGAAAACUCGCGGAGUUGCUGAUCGAUGUCGCUAUAAACGGUGUUACAUGUACAACGGAUGUUAAAUUAGCAAAAUCUCGGAUUCUCAAUGAACUCAUUAAAAUUGACUCUAAUCCAGAACGAGUGGCAAUGGAUUAUCUUUCUAGCAUCGCGUAUCAAGAUACAGCACUCGCUAAAAGCGUAUUUCCCGAAAGUCACAUAAUCAAAAAUUUUGAGACAAGCAGUUUAACAUGCUUUAGAAAGCGUGUGUUUAAGCCGCAUUUCAUCACGUUGAUUAGUUCUGGUGCGCUCUCUUCAGAAGAGUUACAAACUUUAGUGUGCAAACAUAUUGUUAAGAAUCCGCAGGAAACAUACGAUUGCGAAUUGGAAUCCUUCUCGAAGUGUUUAAAAUUGAAGCAGUUACGUUUUUCAGGUUCUGAUUUGCGACUGAGAGACGACGACGAGGAAUUAGGAUACGUAGCUAUAGGAUUUGAAGGACCGACCUUCUCUCCCAAUCAGUGUAAAGAUCGAUAUGCUUUUGAAGUAGCUAAAGAAAUUGUAGGCUCGUGGGAUAUGACGUAUGGUGGGGCGAAUCACAACGCGCCGUAUCUCGCGCACAGUGCAUUUAAUACGAACACGUGUCAUUUGUAUAAAUCUUUCAUUCUGGAUUACGCGUGCAAUAGCAUAUGGGGUUGCUAUUUUGUUUGCGAUAAAUUGAAACUCAGUACCAUGGUUGACAUGUUAAUGAGUGAAUGGAGAAGAUUGUGUACGACAAUUACCGACGCGGAAGUGGAACGUGCUGUAAAUAAAUGCAAAUUUCACGAACUCGUCAAGUUGAAUGAUCCGGUCGAUCGUUUUCUGGACAUAGUUAACUGCAUCUAUUUACGUAAUUGUUAUAAACCCAUGAAUGAGAGACUCGCGAUGUAUGAAGAGAUCACAGCAAAUGCAGUACGAGAAGCUGCCGCUAAGUACAUAUACGAUCAAUCCCCCGCAGUUGUGGCACUUGGACGCAUUGAAAAUUUAACCGAUUACUCUGCUAUACAUAGCGGCACGUACUCGUUCUUUUAUUAAUCGUGCGAGAAAUUUUAUACAUGUUCACUUAUCACUUGAAUUUUAACACACACGAGAUACAAAAUGCACACAUAAGAGUGUGUCGUAUUUUGCGGACAGGGAAUUAAAAAGCGGAAAUUUCUUUUUUUUUAUAGUAUCAAGAAUUUUAAUAAUCAAUAUUGUCGGAUAUUUAAUACAUAAUAUAUUAAUUAUGUAUAUAAUAUAUAAGACAGUAUUUUGUAUGGACACAACGCAUAAUUGGCGCAGCGAGGUCACGAAAAAACCUCUAAUCCCUUAUCUUUACGCGAGUUACCGGGAAGAAUAUUUUUUUCCGGCGCUUAACUAUUACAAUUUUAUUAUUAUUAUUAUUAUAUUAGUAUUAACAUCAAAACUCUCUUUUUUUUGCUUUCUCCCCCUUCUUGUUUUUUGCUUUCCUUUACGGGAAAAUAAUUUACUUCAGGAGAUUUUUUUUGAGAGAGAAUUUUCGUGUACUGCAAUAGUCUCUUUCUUUCUUUUUUUGUUUUAGCGUUUAUACAUCACUAUCACCACCGUGAGCGUUUUUUCUUUCAAUUUUCUCUCCGCGCACAUUUGGCUCAUAUACAUUAUAUUACGCAAGCUUUUUCUCUCACGCACACGCAAUUUCUUCAACGCACGCAAUAUGUAUUUUUGUUUUUGUUUUUUUUUUUUUUUUUUUUUUUAUCGCU
Pseudomyrmex gracilis is the source of this 2231-nucleotide messenger RNA. RefSeq names its product mitochondrial-processing peptidase subunit beta-like. The coding region runs from base 67 to 1548 and encodes 493 amino acids. NCBI's taxonomy places the organism in Eukaryota, Metazoa, Arthropoda, Insecta, Hymenoptera, Formicidae. The record is from RefSeq and is a predicted model, not a curated record. Gene Ontology annotation, cellular component: mitochondrion. Gene Ontology annotation, molecular function: metalloendopeptidase activity; metal ion binding. The transcript has 9 exons.